UCCGAGCUCACCUGGGUUGGACGGCGUACGUGAACUGGUCCAACUAGUUUUUUUUUUUUUUUUUUUUAAAUAGUUGUAACCAUGAGGAGCGUGUGGCGAUGAUGAGGAGGACGUUGGUGGCCGUGUGUGUGUUCGCUACAGUCGCCGUUUGGGCGUCGGAGGACACGUCAGAGUCGCCGGCGGAGUCCACCGUCGUCACGGCCUCGCCCGGCGACAUCGUCCUACUUCCGUGUUACUCGGAAGGCUCCGUGACGCCGUCCCACACGCGUUGGUGGAAGGACGGCGGAGAGGCGGGAUCCUCCGAGGCGGCGCCGACCGACGGCGGCGUCGGGCCGCGGCUGCAGGUGCUGGGGGACGGCAGCCUGAACUUCCGGACGGUGGCGGAAGGAGACGAGGGCGUGUACCGGUGUCAAGCCACACUUCCGGGCAACAUGACUUGGCAAGCGCGUGUCAAGCUCCAGGUGGCCAGCGGUCCACAGAACGUGUCGGUUUCCAUCGCGCCGUCCACGAUGUUGUCCAACGGGACGCUAGUCACGUACCGCGGCUCCAGCGUGUCCUUCCGCUGCGCCGCCGCCUCGUACCCAUCACAACGGCUCACGUGGAGCUUCGCCGUGGCGUCCGCCGCCCCCGGGACGCCGAUGGCCUCCGCCGACGGCGCGCCCUCGCUGGCCUUCCAGAUGGAGGACGUGCGCCCCGAGGCGCAGGGCAUCUACAACUGCGCCGCCGACAACACGGUGACGCACGCUGUCGCCAACGCCAGCGCUCAGCUGCUCGUCUACUACGUUCCCGCCAGACACCCAGAGUGCUCGUGGCUUCAGUCCGAAGACUCGACGCAGGUGCGCCUGGGCUGCGCCUGGGCCGGAUGCUACCCGGACCCGGGUCUCAGAUGGACCCAGGAGCGGAAGCGGGACCCGAGCGGGGACGGCGACUGGGACCGGGGAGGUCGCGUGCUGGCCUCGGGGGUGACGUCCGUCCUGUGGGUGGCGCUCAACCGCUCGCUGCUGGGCGGCGGGCAGACGCUCCGGUGUGUCGCGCAGCACUUGGCGCUGGCCGCCGGGCGGGAGCCCACUUGUGCUUUUACGCUCGAGGCGCCGCGCCCUGAGGUUUCCCCACUGGCGUGGGCGCAGGAGGGCGGCAGCGUGACGCUGGUGUGCACCGAGGUGACGUCCGUGCCACCGGCCGACACCGCCUGGUGGCGAGAUGUGGGCUCGGCGGCGCUGGCGCCCGGCCCCAAGUACGCCCUGAGCCGGGAAGGUGCCACCUACAGUCUGACCAUCACCAACGUCACCCAGGACGACCGCGGCACCUACUUCUGCCGCAGCGAGAACCCGCUGGCGCUGCGCCAGGCCGAGGUGUACCUCAGCGUCAGGGCGUCCUCGGACUACACAGGCGCCAUCAUCGGCGUGUUCAUCGCCGCGCUCAUCGUGGGCGUGGCCGCCGUCGUGGCCAAGCUGCUGUUCGCCAACAGACACCGCGUCUGCCUGGGAGGACCUUUCGGGCCCUUGCAGGGCGGCGGAGGCGACGUUCUGAAUCUGGUGGAAUCUGAUGAAGAGCAGAUCUUCCAGGCCGUUGCGCGCCUCCCCCCAAUAACGGACGUGCGCCACACCACGCUGGUCCAGAUCCACCGCCUCCCGUCCGGUGAGCAGGAGGGUGCGGGAAAUGAAAACGCCAGGGAGGAGGCGCCGGACCUGGUGACCCUCUGAGUGUCGGGGGCUUUUAUUGUAGCGAAGCAUUAUGAAUGCAAGUGAACAGGAAGCUCAGCAUGAACAAUUGGACAUUUGGAAGAUGAGGAAUUUUGUACAAAUAAUAAAUGAAUUUGUUUUCAUGUUGAUAUUCAAAUGUGUACAACUGUCGUCCACUUCCUGCUCGUUGUUGUUGUAAAUUACUAGAAUAAAUUGAUGAAAUUGAAUUUAAUAAAUUAUGAUGAUUGUUGCUCAUUAAAAAAAAGUUAGUUACGUGCAACAAGCGUAUAUUGUUGUUAUAGUUCCCAAGAUUUAAUUUUUUUAAUUUACGUGGGGGCAUUCUUUUUUAUUUCUUUUUUAAAAUUAUGCAUUAUUCUAUCAUGAUUUUUCAUCUGCAUUUUUUAAAAAUAACUUUGGGGUUUAUUUGUAUGAAAAUAUUCAUAAAUGCUAUUAGUUUUAAA
Molecule: messenger RNA, 2143 nt
Organism: Phyllopteryx taeniolatus (common seadragon)
Lineage: Eukaryota; Metazoa; Chordata; Actinopteri; Syngnathiformes; Syngnathidae
Gene: vsig10
Product: V-set and immunoglobulin domain containing 10
Exons: 9
Coding region: 99-1703 (534 amino acids)
Biological process (GO): cell-cell adhesion
Cellular component (GO): cell-cell junction
Molecular function (GO): cell adhesion molecule binding
Source: RefSeq, a predicted model, not a curated record